This is a messenger RNA of Perkinsus marinus ATCC 50983, 447 nucleotides long. RefSeq names its product g10 protein, putative. The transcript is spliced from 5 exons. Gene Ontology annotation, biological process: mRNA splicing, via spliceosome. The record is from RefSeq and is a predicted model, not a curated record. The coding region runs from base 1 to 447 and encodes 148 amino acids. Gene Ontology annotation, cellular component: nucleus; spliceosomal complex. Lineage: Eukaryota; Perkinsozoa; Perkinsida; Perkinsidae.
AUGCCCAAAGUUCGUACUCUUCGUUCGAAGAAGGCCCCAGAGGGAUGGGAGGAGAUAGAGUCGACGUUAAUGGAGAUCGACAGGAAAAUGAGAGAUGCUGAAAAUGAACCACACGAAGAUAAGAGGAAAACUGAGCUCCUAUGGCCAAUACAUAAACUCAAUCAUCAACGAUCAAGAUACGUGUUUGAUAUGUAUUAUAAAAAGAAGGCCAUCUCCAAGGAGUUGUUUAGAUAUUGUCUUGAUGAAGGUUGGGCCGAUAAACAGUUAGUGUAUAAGUGGCGCAAGCCGGGGUAUGAUCAGCUUUGCUGUAUGCUCUGUUGCCAAGCGACAAAUCAUAAUCAGGGGACGACGUGCAUUUGCAGGGUACCACGAAGUCAACUUGGUGAGGGUAAAGUUGUACAAUGUGCCCAUUGUGGAUGCCGAGGAUGCGCUUCUGGAGAUCAAUGA